AUUUUAUAAAAAUAAAUAGCAAUGCAAGCAGUAGAUCCCGUCAACGACUGGAGGGAUACAGUCCAAAACUACCAUAUGUCCAAAACAAAUCUUCAAUUUAACCAAGAACCUGUGAAGCACGUCAGACAUCAUGAAAUAAAGAAGAUUGAAACAAUGUAUAAUCCUAUCUUGCAAAAAUAUUCAGAUUCAUCAGUAGAAAAUCAAGUGAAGCAGGCUGAAAAUGAUAACUUAAUCGAUACUCUUGCUAAAAACAAAGACAGAGCUCUAAGAUAUGAACAGACUUUCGAUGUUAUUAACUUUGAUGAUAAAUUAAAGGGAUUAGAAAACCAGGAGGGAUAUCCCAAACCAAAACCUAAAAAUACAAAUAUUGUCGGAGGGACAAAGACUUUCACAGAAUAUAAUAUUCUUUCGAAUCUCUCUUUUAACGAACAUCAUUAUCUUCCUCCAGAAGAACGACCAAAAGCUCCUUCAGAUGAUAAGGAAAAAGUAACAAAGAAAGUAACAAAAACUGGCCUCAGAGAUUACAAUAUAAUAACAAACAGGUAUUUGGAACUAAAUGAUGAAAAAGUAGUCGUUGACAAAGAAAUUGAGCGCCUCAACGCAGCCAAGAAAUACUGGAAGACUCAUGACUACGACCCUGUCAACACCCAGUACUACGACCCUGACAAAGAGCAGGAGUUCGUGGACGAGAGAGAACACAACGCCAAGAUCCACGGCCAAGACUGGGUCCAGAAGCUGCCCAAGUCCUGGAAAGAAGAAGGCGGCCUCUACAACCCCAUCAACGGCAAAAUCGAAGACGAAAAGAGGCUCUGGGAGCGAGACCUCAAAGAGAAGAACAAGAGGAAGCGCUACGAAAAGAGGUACGACAUGGAGAGACAUGCUCGCAAAGUCGGCCUUGGCGAAGACGAAAGACAGCAGAAGAUUUCACUCAACAAAGUCAACAUCCAGAGGUUCAGAGACACCACCGAGAGAGGCUUCGACAUUUUGACGAACAAGCAGUUCAACAACCCUGUGGACGAAGGCAGCAAGACUCUGCACGAGCCUUUUGUGAAGCCUCCUGCGUCUACGUGGACUAAGAUCAAGGCUUCGGGGUCGAAUGCAUUUGACAGCUUCGAUCCUCAAGGUGAUCAGCAGAUUCAAGAUGGACGAAAUCCAUCAAACUCAAAUGCAUUUGAAGAGAAUACUGCAUCUGGAGAUCUCAAUGAUAGAGCAUAUGAUUCUCAGCAUUUCGAAUUUUCAAAUACUCAAGUUAUAGAAAGAAGAAGUAAAAGGUUAAUGAAAGGAAACAGAACUUUGACAAAUUUUAACUCUUCUGCCACUCCAAAAGGUCCAGAAAAUAAAGCUAAGUCUGAUUUACAGAGCGAUAUAACAAAUAAAGAAAUCAAAGAUAUAUCUCCUGCAAUUAUUGAGAAACCACAAGCACCAAAUAAAAAGAUAGAAACAAAUCAAGCUGCCUUACGCAAGAGUUCGAAUAGAGGUCGGCUAUCUUCUCAAAAUAUUGGCCAAGCCAAAUCAACAGCCUCAACUGCUGGAGCAAAAAUAGUGUCUUCCAAACCUGAAUCCAAACGUUCAUCUGUUCUAUUCUCAGGUAGAGAAAUCAGGACUGGAGCUUUUCAAAAGAUGAAGUCAUAAAUCUCUCAAUUAUUUA
Molecule: messenger RNA, 1648 nt
Organism: Moneuplotes crassus
Lineage: Eukaryota; Ciliophora; Spirotrichea; Euplotida; Euplotidae
Source: the annotation of a GenBank genome assembly